Molecule: messenger RNA, 2825 nt
Organism: Macadamia integrifolia
Lineage: Eukaryota; Viridiplantae; Streptophyta; Magnoliopsida; Proteales; Proteaceae
Exons: 2
Coding region: 108-2597 (829 amino acids)
Molecular function (GO): protein binding
Source: RefSeq, a predicted model, not a curated record
AACUUCUGCUGUUCUAUUUGCAACACCUCAAUCCUUUCAUUUGAACCCAAAAGCUUUCAUUUUCAUUUGGCAGUUCGAGUUGAUCUUGAAAAUCUUAGCCUGUCAAUAUGGACCAUCUUAGUCCACAAUCCACAGGAGGCGAUGGAAUCAUUCAGAUUGAGAUUAGUAACAACUUGAACACUAACUGGGGUUCUGGUGGAAUCGAAUCCAUAUUUGAUCCAUUGGGAAAGAGAGAUAGCAGCAAUGUAGAUCCUGGUUCUCCAUCAAAACCAACAGUCAAUGCUCCAGAGAAGGAGCUAACUCUAUUUGCUCUUCAACUUGCCCUUCUCGAGAAAUUGGCAACUGCAUUAGGAACCAUAGGAUUCAUCUGGGCAACCGUUGUUCUUCUUGGUGGUUACGCCGUUAAACUAUCCAGUAUUGAUUUCUGGUUCAUCACCACCAUUCUCUUAAUUGAAGCCGCCAGAAUCUUCAGCCGCAGUCAUGAACUUGAAUGGCAACACCAAUCUACAUGGACGAUUGCAGAUGCUAGUGUUCAUAAGCUGAAAUCGAGCUCCGAUUUGAUUGUUCGAAUCAUAAGAGGACUUAGCGGAUCAAUUUCUGAAAGCCAAAGACCUAGCAAUGAGAUUACUCCUACACAAGGCCAAGAACUCAAAGAGAAAAUCAAUGAGGAUAGAAUCAGCAAUCAGUCGAGCCGGACAUGGAAAUCAUCAGAGGUCCCCUUGCUUCCAUAUGUAGGUUGGGUUUUCAUAUCUAAGAACAUUAGUAAGUUAUUCUAUUGGCUGCAAUUGUUAUCAGCUUUAGCUUGUUUGGGGCUUUCUGUAAUGAGGCUUAUCCAGUUGAGGCAAAGUGAUGCAAUUGAAUCAAGCCCAGAAACUAUCAACGAGAGAUCUGCUCUGGAUAUCUUUUAUGGGUUAGCCUUGGCCGAAUCUUUCUUGUCUCUGUUAGGGAAAUUGUACUGGGAAUGGACGAUUACACAUCGAAAACUGUUGGAAGAGGUGGACAAGGAGUGCGACAUUGGAAUGAUUUCCAUCAGAAGGUUCUUCUAUGAUGCCUAUGCGGAAUGUGUUAAUAAAAGCAUCUUUGAUGGGUUGAAGUUCGAUUUUGUUUCUUUUGCUACAGAGCUUUUGGGUUCCCAAUCCAGAGAUGAACAGCUAAUUGGGGCUGGAAUUCUUCAGAAAUUUUCAACAAAACCCGAAUUCUCUCAUGAUACACUCCAGAUGAUUGGGACAUCUUCAUCGGUUAUUGAAAGAUUGGUUGAAAUGUUGAACUGGAAGAACCCACAAGAAGCAGAGAUCAGGAAAGCAGCUGCACAGAUCUUGUCCAUGCUAGCUGGGAAAAAGCAGAACUCUCUUAGAGUUGCAGGGAUUUCUGGAGCAAUGGAAUCUGUAUCAUCUUUGCUUUACACUCGACGUAGCUCCAAUGGUGUAUUUGAUGAACUCGGGGAGAAAAAAAUAGUUUUUGAUCAACAAAAUUACGAGUUUUCUGCAUUUAGCCAAUUGGGUCUCAACAUUCUCAAGAAACUUGCACGCGACCACGAUAAUUGUGAGAAGAUUGGUAACACGAGAGGCCUUCUGCUCAAAAUUAUUGACUUUUCACAUACUGGAGAGCAGAUCCUCAGGAACAGCCAUGAGAAAGAUAAUAGGAUAUUGGCAGUGAAACGAUCCCUACAAGUGCUGAAGUUGCUCGCAAAUACAUCUGGUAGUGCGGGCAAGCGUCUGAGGCAAGAGAUUGUGGAGAUUGUUUUCACAGUAAGCAACAUUAGAGAGAUUCUCAAGUAUGGUGAGAAGUACCCAAAGAUUCAACAUCGAGGAAUUGUAAUUUUAACUAGUCUGGCCUUCGAUGUUGAGGCAAGAGAGAAGAUUGGAAGCACAGGUGGAAUCAUUAAAGAAUUGUUCCGGAUUUUCUUCCAAGAGCCAAAUUCUGAAGAACAGAAUCAUGUGAGGGCUGCGGCAGGGGAGGCAGUUGCAAUGCUUGCACUGGAGAGUGAUAGGAACUGCUCUAGGAUAUUGAAUCUGAAGGUACUGAAAAAGCUUGUGAGGUCACUCAAAGAUGAAUCGCUUCGCAUCAAUUCAGCCAGAAUUUUAAGGCAUUUGUGCAAAUUUGCUGGCCAAGAUUGCUUGGAACAAUUGAAGGCAGUAUCUGCUGCUGCACCCACAGUCCUAAAGGCGAUAAUAUCAGAAGGGAGCAAACCACAAGAAGUAAUGCUCGGGCUCGCAACACAGGUGUUCAAACUCAUGAGUCCUGAAGAAGCAAGUAUCACAUUUAAUCAGACUGGAAUUGACGAGACAAAAUUAGCAGGGAAACUCGUAGAUAUUUUGAAACUGUAUCAAUACCCAUCGGCCAAGGUUCCUAGAAUGAGGAGGUUUGCAAUUGAGCUAGCAAUUUUGAUGAUGAAAAACAACAAAGCAAUAGUUGGAACUUUCAGAGAACUUGGAAUGGAGAAUGAGCUUGAGAUUCUGGGAGAGACCACAUCGGAGAUCGAAAGCUUUAACAUCUUCUCUGGAACCAUUGGACUUAGCCGGCACAAGAUACCAAUUCACUCACUAGUUGACGAUGCAAUCAAAUUGCUGGCAGCAGUUGUACGAAAUUUGGAAUAACAAUCCAACAAUUUGUUUCCAUAUGUAAGGUGUGCACAUAUUUCAAUCCAUUUCAUUAAUUUUGAAUAAGAGGCAGGGGAAUACUGUAAUCCUGUCACUCAGGCUGUUCUUAGUCAUCUGUAUGGUCAUAGGUUGGGUGGGUUCCCUUAUGUGCAUUGAAGCUCUUGAAUAAUGCAGUUAAAUUUGGGCUAGUUUAGCUUUUGUGGGCAGUGAACAGACUCAGACAAG